Molecule: messenger RNA, 417 nt
Organism: Ambispora leptoticha
Lineage: Eukaryota; Fungi; Glomeromycota; Glomeromycetes; Archaeosporales; Ambisporaceae
Source: the annotation of a GenBank genome assembly
GGCUUAACGCGUGAUAUCGCCAAUAUUCUUGAGAUUACAUUUGUAUUGCGUGAUAUGAUGGAUAAAGCCGAAGUCCAAAAACCAGCUUUUCUAGUCAUUCGUACAAAUUCCUGGCUGCAUAGAGGAUUUAGACGAAUUUAUGAUGCUGAUAUUAUCUCAGAAACUGAAAAUAUACAUGUAUCCGCGGCAAGAGACUUUCCUAUCAAAGUAUCAAACUUGCGUAAAGACCUUCUUGCAUCAGCCCUUGAUUCAAUUCGGCUUUAUUGUACAGAUGAAAAUAACAUGGGGCACAGGGGCAGUUUCCUCUACUUCAAUGACUUUAAAGAAAUUCAAAAGUGGAAUGCGAUGCAAGCAAUUGUCCAAAUACUCCAAAAAAAUUUGAAGCCAUUUCGGGAAGAAGUGAACAAUUGCAUUAAG